Messenger RNA from Cololabis saira (Pacific saury), 1494 nucleotides. RefSeq names its product sperm associated antigen 7 (gene spag7). Gene Ontology annotation, molecular function: nucleic acid binding. The transcript has 7 exons. The record is from RefSeq and is a predicted model, not a curated record. Lineage: Eukaryota; Metazoa; Chordata; Actinopteri; Beloniformes; Belonidae. Bases 34 to 726 code for a protein of 230 amino acids.
GCAGGCUGCAGGCAGCACGAUCAAGUCUUCGAGAUGGCGGACCUUCUGGGUUCAAUCCUUAACUCCAUGGAGAAACCUCCUACAGUCGGCGACCAGGAAAGCCGACGAAAGGCACGAGAGCAAGCUGCAAGACUUAAGAAGAUGGAGGAGGACGAGAAAAGAAAGAAAGCAGAGUUCAGGAAAAAGAUGGAGAAAGAAGUAUCACAGUUCAUCCAAGACAGCACACGGCAAAAACAAAAAUACAAUCCUAUGGGGAAGAUUGAGAGGAGUAUUUUGCAUGACGUCGCAGAAGUGGCCGGUCUGACGUCUUUUUCUUUUGGGGAGGACGAGGAGAGCCGCUAUGUCAUGCUGUUCAAGAAGGAGUUUGCUCCAUCGGAUGAAGAGCUGGAGGCGUAUCGCAAAGGAGAGGAGUGGGAUCCUAAGCUGGCAGAACAGCGACGCAGGCUAAAAGAACAAGCUGCGCUGGAAGCAGCAGCAGCGUCUAGUCAGACAGAGAAGACGCCGGUCUGUCCCAACUCCAACUACAGAGACAAGUACAGUCACCUGAUCGGCACCUCGGCUGCAAAAGAUGCCGCACACACACUGGAGGCUAACAGCGCUUACGGCUGUGUGCCGGUGGCAAACAAAAGGGACACUCGCUCCAUAGAAGAGGCUAUGAAUGAAAUCCGAGCAAAGAAACGGCAGAAGAAAGAGGACGACACGGGAGCACACGCCAGCAGCUCAUGAGCCUCGGCUGUUUCUGCUUUUUGUCUUUUUGCUGUGUGUGAGUUUGGUAGCGUGUCUUCAUUCACAGUCUCGUUCAUCCGACGUUGCAAUAUCCUGUUACUUAAGAUAAUUGAAAGGAAUGACUUAUAGGACAGGCCUGGAAUCUUGUGUGUAGGAACAAGACGUGUGAAAUCCCGUGCAGCUGAGGAUCCUCAGGUGUGUUUGAUCCAGGAGGGUUAUUACAUGUGUUUGUGUGACAUUAGCCCCUGAUGUUCUGGACCGCAACAAUAUAACAAACUUAUGAUGAUUUCUUUCCCCCCUCCUUUAAGAUGCUCCUAUAUGUAAAGAUAUGUGAUAACAUGUUUUAACAUUUUUUAAAUGAAGAAUUUCUGGCAGUUAUUCAUAAGUGAUGCAGUCAUCUGGUUCACAGUUGUAAGUGCAUGUUUUAUCAUCGUCAUUUUGAUCCUUAGCUAUGCACAGUGACGUUUUUGUGUCCAGAUUUUCAGAUGGUGUAGCUGAAGCAGCCUACUGAAACGAUAACAACCCAAAUAUUCAGAGCAGGUUUUCACAGAAAAGGAGAUAACCACCUCUUGACCUUUUUUGGUUGAUUUUUAUGUCACUUUUUUUUUGUUUGUUUUUUUUUAAUGAAUUUUAUAAAUGGGAAGGAUGCCAUUCUAAGAGUCCAUUUUUAGGUAAAGGAAACUAGCUUGUUUUGAAAAUGUGAUUAAGUCUGUGAAUAUUCUUGUUUUCCUCAUAGAUUUUUUUAUUUUUUUAAGUAAGGCAGUGGCU